This is a messenger RNA of Notechis scutatus (mainland tiger snake), 1721 nucleotides long. NCBI's taxonomy places the organism in Eukaryota, Metazoa, Chordata, Lepidosauria, Squamata, Elapidae. The record is from RefSeq and is a predicted model, not a curated record.
AUGAGUUGUCAAGUCUUUUCUUCAGCUGACACCUUCAUCCCCUUGACUUCUGACUCGUCUCCCACUCUGCCUCUGAUAAUGCAUCAUAGUGCUGCAGAGUGCUUGCCCGUCUCCAAUCAUGCCACUAAUGUGGUGUCUACAGGUACUGUUUCUCUUAUUCCAACGCUUAAAUAUGCCCGUAUAUGUUUUUCCAUGGCUAUUGUGGGAACUAUGCCUCCAGGUCUGCAUUAUUCUGUUCCUUCUUGUCAUUAUGGAAACCAACAAACUGCGUAUGGGAUGAUGGCAGGUGGUCUCACUCCUUGCCUGUAUAAAUUCCCUGAGCAUGCUCUAAGUGCCAGUUCAUGUGCACUAGGUCAUAGCUUUACUUCCAUGCAUCCAUCUCUACUUGGAGCUGAUCCUACCACUGAUUUUAAGCAGGAAUUUCGGAAGAAGGCCAAGUCACUUGAUGAACCGAUAGAUAUGGAUUCUCCAGAAAUUAGAGAGUUGGAGAAAUUUGCCAAUGAGUUCAAGUUGAGAAGAAUUAAGCUGGGUUAUACCCAAACAAAUGUUGGAGAAGCUCUAGCUGCAGUGCAUGGCUCUGAAUUCAGUCAAACUACUAUUUGCCGGUUUGAAAACUUGCAAUUGAGUUUCAAGAAUGCCUGCAAACUAAAAUCCAUAUUAACUAAGUGGUUGGAGGAAGCAGAACAAGUAGGAGCUCUAUACAAUGAAAAAGUUGGCAUGAAUGAACGGAAAAGAAAACGCAGAACCACCAUUAGUAUUGCCGCAAAAGAAGCCUUGGAAAGCCAUUUUGCAGAACAAAGCAAGCCUUCAUCUCAGGAGAUCAUGAGGAUGGCAGAAGGGCUUAAUUUGGAAAAGGAAGUGGUGAGAGUUUGGUUCUGCAAUCGAAGACAAAGAGAAAAGAGAGUAAAGACAAGUUUACACCAGAACACCUUUAAUUCCAUUAUUAAGGACCAUCAAGAGUGCUAGAAUUCUUUCCACAGACAAAUGGAUUUCUUAGCUUUAACUGUUUGAAAAACUUCUUACUCCACCACAUAGACAAAACAAAGUAGCAUGUCAUCUUUAUAAAUGUAUUUAAUAAUGGAAGUUUAGGUAUUUCUGUAAAUACCUUAACUUAAAAGAAAGCAUUAAAACUGUAUACUUCAAAAAGGAUUGAGGGACACUUCACACCUCCCUGCUAUUCAUUAAGAUAUUCCUUUUUCGUCAGAAUUUUACAACCAGCUGAAAAAAGAAGUCUAGCUAUUUAAAAAUCAUAUCAACUUUAAAUUAUGCUUGUUCAACUUCUAGGCCAUUCUUCAAAAUCAUUUGUGAAGGGUCUGUUGCUCUGGAAGACCCAUCAUAUUAGUGCAGAAGGACAAGAUAUUUGGAAAGUUCAAAAACAUGCAUUUUUUUCCUGUUAUGAAGACUGCUUGGUCACUUUAUUGCCUGCAUUUUUAGUUUUUGCAAGGAAUAAUUCUUGAUGCUGGAAAGGAAAACAUCUAAUAUAUGUAAAAUAUCAAUUAAAUAUACCAAUAAAUUAAACAUAUCAAUAAUACAUUCUUUAUAUUUAAUUAAAUCAUUUUUUAAAAUUGUAUAUUGAUGUUUAAAUAGGAGCAUUAUGCCAAGUCCCAUUUGGAAUUUGGAGAUCCAGUUGUUUUUAAUAGUUAACUUGGUACUAUCUAUCUCAUUCACAAAAUGGCUAUCACAAAACAUCACCCCUGAUCCCCAACCCCAAAUCAGGUAAC